Messenger RNA from Chara braunii, 3954 nucleotides. The record is from the annotation of a GenBank genome assembly. Lineage: Eukaryota; Viridiplantae; Streptophyta; Charophyceae; Charales; Characeae.
GGUGGAUGGCGUUUGCACAGAAGCAGGCGUUGCUCGGGCGCACCGCAAUUUGGGGCGCCGAUGAACGAAGAUCCACGGCACACCGGAAAUGGAGCCGGCCAGCGACACCGUCGUCAACCCCAAUAAACCCCGUUCAGGGCAACUUACAAGGCGAGCAAUUUUGCGCAAUACCAGGCCGCAGGCAUUGAAGACGGACGGAGAAGUCCAAGCUAUCGAAAACAACGGUCAGAUUCAUGCGGCGCCUCGAAGUCCUACGGGAUCCGAAUUUGGCCGGUGCGGGAGCAGCAAGGAACCUGUUUUUGCGCGGCCGGUGUCAGUGGAACGGAGCGCCAGAGGGUGCACACAAGGAACGCUAUCCUCGGCCGCACAGAAGGAAGGCUCUGCAGCUCUCAAGCUGUCGUUGAACGACAAUGAUGACGACGGUGAUGAACACGAUGAUAGUGACAAUUACGGUGGUGAUGUUGAUCUGGGCGACGAUGCCGCUGACGAUGAUGACGAUGUUGAUGACGAUGAUGAUGUCGAUGAUGAUGUUCGUGAUGAUGACGAUUGUAAUGACGACGAUGAUGAUAAUGACGAUGAUGACGACGAUGAUGACAAUGUUGAUGAUGGCGAUGACAACGAAGAGGACGAUGGUGGUGAUUUUGAUGACAGCGACGAUGUCGCUGAUGAUGAUGAUGUUGUUGAUGACGUUGAUGAUGUUGAUGAUGAUGUCGAUGAUGAUGAUGAUGUUGAUGACGUUGACGAGGCUGAUGAUGAUGUUGUUGAUGAUGAUGAUGAUGCUGAUGAAGAUGAUGAUGAUCACGAUGACAAUGAUGGUGAUGAUGAUGAUGAUGAUGAUGAUGAUGAUGAAGAUGAUGACGCUGAUGGUGGUGGCGACGAUGAUGGUGAUGAUGGGGGCGAUGAUGAUGAUGAUGAUGGCAAGCAAGAAUCACGGGGCCGCUCGCGACUUGAAACAGUUCUUCGAGGAGGUGCAGUUCUUCGACGACGGCGAAGCGCACACGAUGGCGCAACUGUUCGACAAGGGCUCAGCGCAAACGGCGUUGGCCACUUGCUGACGCAGGACGCAGAGACGAGAUGUCGAAGCGGAGACAACCGAACCACAGAUGACAGUUGUCGACGAGAGGAAGCCCCUGCGCCCACGCCCGUCGUCGCCUGGCACAACAGCGGAGCAGAAAAGGCGAUGGAGGAUGUCGCUGACGGGACGCCGAGCGCGAAUGCGCUCGUCAGACUCGAGAUGCGAAAGGGCUGCCCCAGACCCGAGGCAGCUGAGCGUCAAACUGUCGUCGCACCCCAUGGAAAGACCCGCCUGUACAAUAUGUCUUCGUCCAGGGGCGAAGGGGAGCCUGCAGCGACGUCCGGGAUGGGAUCUGGGAAAGAUUCUACAAAACGGUCGUCCACGACCUCGAGGACGUGGUCCGACCACGCUAGGUCGAAAUUUUUCGUCGACUGGUGUUGUGCUGAUGCUACGAACCUAGUCCAACAGCCGUGUGGUCCUGUGAUCUUCGUCGAAGCCAACAAGCGCCGCAGGGUUCUGGGGUCUGUCUUGCGGUGGGAGAAUGCGAAAGGCAGUCGUCGACGGUUUUACAUGAAACAUGUGUACGGUUCGAAGGGGAACGUCGUCGCCGGUGCCAAGGGGGCAGUUCUUGACAUGUGUCUGUUCGAGGGGUUCGGAGCGGGUGCUGCGAACACCCCGUUCUACAACGACCUCCGGCAGCAGGGAGGGUUUGUUUUGGGUCGAGAGUUCUUCGACCUGUUGGAGGACAAGGGCAUCGCCCUCGACGUCCCUUGCGAAGUCGGUCCCGACCAGGAACUGUCAAUGCCUUUGCAGCCGUGCGGCGGUUGUGAGUCGAGCGGGGCAUCGGGGGAGGGGGGUGAUCUGGGUUCCGGGGAGGCUACACAUGUGCAGCGGGAGGAUGCCAGAGGUCAGUUUGACGACAGCGAAGAUGAGGCGACACCGCGUCCGCUGUUUUCGCCGUCGAGGGAAAGAGACAGGUCCGUGCUGUCCAUACCUGGGGCCCGGCAACAGACCGCAGCGGAUCCCGGAGAAGAGGGAGUCCUGUGUGGGUCUGACUUGGAGCCCGUCGGGGGCAAUGGCGCGGAAGGCGAGGCCGUGGGCGGGGAGGGAGCGCAGGGCACUCCCCAAAAAAGGAGGGGAGAAUGUCAAGAAGAGUUGGUGGGCUCUUCGAAGAAACAGAAGACCAAGACCCCGAGGACUGCGGGAGAGAAACGGAAGGGGAGGGGGGUGGAAGAGGGCCACCCGGGUAGCAAACGUCCAGCUUCGAAACAUAAACAGCCUGAGUCGGGACCUUCUUCACAACGGCCUGCCAUCGACAUGGACGCCGGGUACUUCCUGGAGUACAAAGACGGUGUUAGGACAAGGCGGGAGUUUGAGAUCAGCCCGGCUCAGAUCGUUGACAUAAGGGAGUGGGAGGAUCUUUACAACCAGCGGUCGCUAGAUCCCGUCCUCGUGGAAACSAUAAGGGAAGCAAUGCDGUCUGCGUUCGAAAAUAAAGAAYAGACGUACGAGUUGCYGGUCUUCAAGCUCGMACCACUGGGDCUUCAAAAACCAACUCCUGGGACCAAGGCAYAACGUCUGAAGCCRGAGGAGUGGAAGGAUGAGCUGGCGGGAGAAUACUACUACUACGCGGUGUGCGGGCAGCACAACGCGGCUGCAGCCAGGUCGCUGCUCGGCAGCGAGGUGGCCAAGAAGUACAAUUUCGAGCGGUGGCCGGCACAGAUGGUGUACUUUUCCGACGAUGACUUCGAAGGGUAUUUUCUUGUUAGUUUACAGGACAACAAGAAGGACCUGAAGGCGCCUCCCAGACAGUUGAAACUUUCUAUGAAAGACAUUCGAUGGCAGUGGAAGCAUGACGGCUGCCCGAGAGCUGUGAUGGGGAACCCUAGGGGGAAACAAGAUCAGGUCCGGGCUUGGCCUAAGUUUUGUACAACGGCGCUCCAUAAGGCGCCUCAAUAUAGCUUGUGGCUUCUCGCGGAUCAAAAGGAAGAGGAGGCCAUUAAGAAGCAAAUUGCUGCCCUGCAUUCUUACUUACCUCUGGCCAUGGCUGGGGAAAAUGUCUGGAAACUGGCCGUGGAAUUUUUCGAAAAAUGGGAGACGGGCAGAUUGCUGAGCCACGAUGGGGCGAAGUGGACCGUCAAAAAGAAGAAGGUCAAAAACGUAAAGCCUGGGGUCGCCUACAUCCACAACGACAAAUUGGGCAGAACGGAGGUGGUGUACAACGUCUCCGUGAACCCGCCGAAUAAAAAGGGUAAAAAGGAGAAAGAGGAGGGCGAUUGGUUCGUGCAAGUGCCAGACCCGGACGCGCAUUGUUGGAAAGCAAUGGAAUCACUCACGGACAAUGAGAAGUGUCGCGUUCUGAAAAAGGUGCUUGCUUGCGAGGUCGUUUGGGUGCAGGCCGGCUCCCCGUCGUUGGCGAAGUUGGGAAAGCUCAGCGUGCAGGACAUGGUUCAGCUGGUGAAGUGCGAUCGCGUGCUGGUCCGGUUGUGGAAUUACUACCAAUUCAAACACGAGAAAAGGCCGGACGCGGACUGGAUCCUGAGGUACCCUUUCCUGAAGUCGAGGUCUGCCGUGUUCAAGAAGUUUGAAGGUCAGGGAUUGGAUGACGAGUUGUGGGAUAACAGCAGGAAACACGUUUCCGACUCGGUGCUGUUCAAGGACUGCCCGCCGUACAUGGGUUGCGACCAGGACAACUCGAUUGAGGUGACAGAGAAGUUGGCGGGCCACAAGAAAUUGUCCGUCGACUGGAGAAACAAGGUUCUCUCCGUGUUGAAUGGAAGCAGACUGAAGAGCCGGGAAGUCGCACUUGCCGAAGGCGUCGUUCACAUUAAAUGGAAAGACACGGGGACGUGACAUCCAUCGCGCCGUUCGCCAACGACCCUUUAGAGGCGGACAUCAGGGGCGCAGAGCUGAAGGAGGCAGUGGCUGCCACAAAGAGC